CACAUUGCAUAUGCUUGAACCACAAUCGAAACGGCGGCUUAUCUUGCAAAGCCAUGCCCCGCGUACGAAGGAAGCGAUUUGUUUUUUCCCAUUUAAUACACUGGUGUUUGCUAAAGGCUUAACCGCUAUGCUAAGACGUUAGAGGACUCCCGAGUCUUAGCAACAGCAUUCAACAGCGCUGUCUCGCAAUAAUAGAGUGCGGCACCACUGAGUGUACAUGUACAUGUACUUGAGGGCUCCGUGUACCCCGCUGUUGCUCUCAGUGCCGCGUGUACAUGUACAGUCCACAGGCACUCGGAAAGCCUACAUCAGUACAUGUACAGUACAGUACAUGCAUGCACUACUAUACUACGUGCAGUUAGGAAGUUGGCGACGUUUCGUGAGAAAGAUUGUGCAGGAAGCCUGGGUCUGAGGGUUGAAUGAUAGAGUUCCAUUUCAACUCCAGUGACUAUAACCAUGGAGCAAUAAGAACAUUCCUCCAUGCUAUAACUAUAGCUCUAUGCUAUAACUGUGCGGUUGGAAUACUAACUGACGGUGUUGAAGAGGUCGCCAGGCUCUUCCGCUAUACAGAGAAUGACAUGGGAAUAUGUGGUCCAUGAGUGGUGAAGGAGGCCAUGUGGCAACUUGGCCGUUAGUGCUGCCCUUCAGCUCGCUGUGUGUGUAGGCCUACCGUGAUGACGUAGUACUUAUGAAGACAUGUAAAUUUUGUCAUGGACUCCCUGCUCUUAAUGGUUUCACAUUAUGGCCUACAGGUCCUGACGUAAAUAAGGAUCUACGCUACCGUUGACUACCUGAAGCCCGUCAAAAUGCUUUUGAAACGGUCGGGGAAGAUCUCGGCACUCCUGUUCGUGCUGUGGGCAGCCACCAUGCUGUGGGUGUUGGACACCAGGGUGAAUUUCACUCAACGGACCCUAAAGGACAGUGAAUGUCCCUGUGCCGUUGCCCUGGAGACCAACAAGACGUCGGCGGCGAAAAAGGACACCGCAGGCAGCUCGGCCAAAGUCAAGACUCGGACCGUGGUCAAAUGGUUGAAUUACUGCAAAGAUGGCAACACAACGGUCCCCGUCAACUCCAAGGCAGAUGCACCACCCAGGAAACCCGAAAUGGUCCCCAAACAGGAUGGAGGAAGAAAACAACCUGAUGCAUACACAAAAGACCGACCUCAACGUGAGCCGUUAGAACAAAAAACAGUGGAACAUCUGGAGGAGCAAUUCCCUCAGAAAAUGCCGCAACAGCCAGAACAACAGCAGCAACAGCGAGAAGCACAGCUGCAGCAGCAACAACAGGAAUCUAAGCAUCAGCAGCAGCUACAGCAGGAAAUACAGCAGCAACCGCAACCUCGGGAAAAACAGCAGCAGCGACAACAACAAGAAACACAGCAGCAGCGGCAGCAGCCUCAACAACAGGAAGCACAGCAGCAACCUCAACAAGAAGACACACAGCAGCAACAUCAACUACAGGAAACACAGCAGCAACAGUGGCAACUACCACAUUCACACGACACUCAGCAACAACCACUACAGCAUGACACGCAACGACAGCAGCCCCAACCACCACAGCAAAAUGAGGUCGACCAACAGUACCAGCAACAGCAGUCCCCGCGGCAGCAGAUUACUGCACAGGAAGCGGCCAGAAGAAUUCAACAGCAGCAACAGCAGCGUUCUUGGGAACCGUCGCCCGCGGACAAGGUUAUCAACCCCCACCCGUUUCACUUCCUGAUGAAAAACUCGGACGCGUGCGUGAAAGGCGCCAAUCCCGAUGGCUACGUGGACGUCUUGUGCCUGGUUUACACUGCGCCCUCCGACAGCUACAUGCGGUCGCUGAUCCGCAAAACGUGGGCCAGUGCCAAGGAGGUCAAGGGUAAGCGAAUCGUCACCAUGUUCCUGCUAGGACAGCGAAACCUCGAAAUCCAACAGCUCAUUGAGCUGGAGAACAACCUGUACCAUGACAUCAUUCAGGAGGACUUCACGGACUCCUACUACAACCUGACGAUCAAGACCAUUAUGGGUUUGAAGUGGGCGUCGUAUUACUGCUCCAACGCCCGAUUCAUUGUGAAAAUGGACAUUGACAUGUUCGUCAAUGUGUACAAUCUCGUCGACCGUAUCGACCAAGUUCCAACCUCCGGUCUAGCGGAGGGAAACCGGAAGGAUGUAACUAAACCCAUCCGGUACAAGCAGAGCAAAUGGUACACAUCCAAAGACGUGUACCCGGAAGACUCUUACCCGCCGUACUUGAACGGUCCGGCGUAUCUCAUCUCCGCAGAUUUAGCAGCCCGUAUCUACAAGGAGUCAUUCACCACCCAGUUCCUGCCUUGGGAAGAUGCCUUCGUAGGUAUAAUCAUGAAAAAGAUUCACGUUGAUCCAAAAUACAGCGGCGUGUACGACACUUACUUGAACUACACUGAUGAGCAGGAGACGCUCAGAAAAAUCGGCAGAAGUAUUACGUUUCAUUUAGGUGAGGACAAAGACAAGAACAAAGCAAACAUUGUCAGGGUUUGGAAGUACGUCCAAAAGUUGAACAACGUGACAGUAUAGUAGUGAUGAUAAGAGAACCCCAGCAUUACCUUCUUUUUUUGAAAGUUUUAGGACAAUGUGACAUGGCACCCUCCUGCUUUGUAUACCCCGUUUUUGAAGGAGCAGUGCACAGGAGGCAUCCGAAAGAUUACUUUGCAAGUACAAGUUCAUAGAAAAUGCCAAGCAUGGUAGAAAUUAUUGUGCUUUUUUGUUGAAGCUGCCAUGGUGAUUCGGCAGGUGUUCGUUUGACGCAGGUUUGGUUUACUGAACCUGGAUAGGGGAAGGUCACGACAUGGUUUUGAACGGGUAGGUUCUUUGAUUGGACAAAGGAAGAGAAAAUUCAAGCCGUCGACCAUUGGACUUCGGAACCCGCACACGCAAGUGCUAUUAAAUUGCAAAUUUGUGGUUAUGCUCGUAUUUUUUAUCAUUUGUCUUUUUACAGUCUAUCACCUCGAUUGUAGCUCUUCCGCUUUGCUUCGACCAUGGAACCAUCAAUUUGUGUCAGCUGUGGGGUUGUUUGUAUUCGGGUCUAUCAGUAUUGUGUCAGAUUGUUGACAGAUGUCAGCAGGUUGAAAGUUGUCGCUUUAACCACCGGUGGUAUUGCGUCAUUGGCUAACCAGCUGUUGAUAAGUAAAUAUGAAUCAUACGGUGUAUCGUUUGGAAUUGACUUUGUUGUAAUAGUGGCUUCGUGUUGACAUUUUGUUGAGCCUGUGUUACGCGUUUGAUGGGACUUAACUUUUUCGUUACCCAUGUGAUUGGCUAUUGAUUGUCGAAACCUUUUGAAUCUACAAACGGAGAAAUUAGCGCAAAGCUGGGAAAUUAGGCCCUAUUUGUUUUUGUUGCCUUUUAAAUAUUCAUGUUUGUCAAUUUUCUACUUUUUAUCUGUUGGCUUACUGAGUAUUAGUAUGAUGAUGAGUAAAGUUUCAGAGACAAGCGAUAACGGAAAGCGUUUCCGGAAAGUGUCCCAUCGGGUAUGAGUUAGCAUUACACACAACGAGUCUCGUUGAGGAGUCAUUCCUUGGCUAUAACACUGAACGAGACCGCUGAUAGGACGGAACACGCCGUCUCAGCGCAAAAAAAGGUUUCUAAACGCGCCAGUGUUGUUGCGCGCUUCGUCCACGGUCAUUGUUAACAUAGGUAAACCAUUGCGAUAUUUCAAGCAACGUGGACUUCCGUUAUCGCUCAUCUGUGGAAUGGCCCAACUGAAGGAGAAAGGGGGGCCAGUCUAUAAUUACUCAGUAGGGCUACAUGUACGUUCCUAAACUUUCCAAGCCUAUUCUUGUAUUAUUGUAUCGAAUGUGGCUAUUUCACGAAGGCACGAAAAACUCAAGCCGCAAUACAAUGUUACCAAUAUUUGUUAUCUGUUUUGUGCCUCAUAAAAAGUGGUUCAUGUACAUUUGAACGAACAAGUCUGAAGUAUCUCCUGUGCUCAGAUCUUCGGAACUACUUAUUUUUACUUGCAAGUGUGCUUAACUGUUUUUUACUAUUCCAGCAGUUGUUCAAAAGGAUGGAAGUCAUUUUUUUUUAAAUUUACAGUUAGAGUUUGAAUCAUAUCAAUGUUUUCCCCAGUUACAUCGUCUUUUUUAUUAGGAAUAUAAAGCUGGAAAGAGCAAACUACACAGUUCAUUCCUGUGUUACUUGUAAUUGUUGGAGAUAACUAACGAGAAUAGUGGUGAAAACUUUCACAAAGUGCCUUCUACCUGUAUUUUUAUCUCUCAGUGUUUUGGGUUGUCACGGUCAGAAUCAUGAGUGACAGGUCAUAAUCAGCGCAGAGGUAACUGUUCAGUGUUUUCUUAUUAUUUUGUUUUAGUUAAAGCGUUGUUGCACGUUGUUUAUUCCAUGUACUUUUUUUCGACGCAACAAUUUAAGUCCAACGUGUAAUGAUAUAUCAUUACCAGUUGAGGUUAUCACUUAUGAUUUGAUUAUCACUUUCAAGUAUGUUUUGUUUCGUAUUCCUUACAAGACAAGACGAAUGAAUAACUGCAGUACAAUAA
Messenger RNA from Acanthaster planci (crown-of-thorns starfish), 4507 nucleotides. RefSeq lists its product as uncharacterized. Gene Ontology annotation, biological process: protein O-linked glycosylation. Gene Ontology annotation, molecular function: hexosyltransferase activity. Lineage: Eukaryota; Metazoa; Echinodermata; Asteroidea; Valvatida; Acanthasteridae. The record is from RefSeq and is a predicted model, not a curated record. Gene Ontology annotation, cellular component: Golgi membrane.